Trichomonas vaginalis G3 is the source of this 705-nucleotide messenger RNA. Its product is annotated as pseudouridine 5'-phosphatase protein. The transcript has a single exon. The coding region runs from base 1 to 705 and encodes 234 amino acids. NCBI's taxonomy places the organism in Eukaryota, Parabasalia, Trichomonadida, Trichomonadidae. Gene Ontology annotation, molecular function: phosphatase activity. The record is from RefSeq and is a predicted model, not a curated record.
AUGGCUGAGCAGCAAAAGUUUGUUGUCCCUAAUAAGAUCAAAGCCUGCAUUUUCGACAGUGAUGGUACGAUUGUUGACACACUCGCCAUCUACUGGUCGAUGAUGGAAGAAAUGGCCAACGACAAAUUUACAACAGAAUUCAAGGUUUCCUUAAAUGGAAGAUCGGACAUCGAUGUUGCUACUGCAAUGGUUACAAAAUACAACAUGGGCAUGACACCAGAAGAGUAUUUAGCUAAGAGAGAUCCAAUCAUCAACAAGAGACUAGCUUUUUCACCUCUUGUUAAAGGCAUUGAUAGAAUUAUUCGUAAAGUACACGAAAUGGGCAUUCCAAAAGCUAUUGGAACAAGCAGCCAAAGAGAACCCUUCGAAAUCAAAUACUCUCAACACCCAGAAAUCAGAAAUCUCUUCCAGACAACAGUUUGCGGUGAUGAAGUUAAGCAAGCCAAGCCAGAUCCAACAGUUUUCCUCGUCGCUUCAAAGAAAUUAGGUGAUUUCAAGCCAGAAAACGUUCUCGUCUUCGAAGAUGCCUACAUCGGCGUUGUCGCUGCUAGAAAUGCCGGAAUGAAUGUUGUUAUGCUUCACAACGAUGGAACUGACUUUGAGGAGAAUGUUAAGCAAUACGGAGCUCGUCCAACCAAAGUUGUUGAAGAUUGGGAUGAUUUCGACUUCUCUUGGUUUGACUGGGAUGUUCAGGCAAAGAAUUAA